UACUUUUUUUUUUAUGCUAAAAAUAUUUUAUUGAAUAACAAACAAUUUCACAUUUCCAAGCUAGAAGCUAAACAUGGCAACCGUGAUACCGAAACCUCUUCAAGUUGGUGUAGCGCCGGUCAGGCGACCUCUCGCUCAUUUCCCACCGGAUAUUUGGGGUGACCGCUUCGAUAACUUUACGGUUGAUGAUAAGUUGAAGAUGGAAAGAUAUGAAAAAGAAAGUGAACCAUUGAAGAAGGAAGUGUUGUUGAUGUUAAUGGAUAAUUCUACCGAUUCAGCAAAGAAGAUGAGAUUAAUUGAUGCAAUGGAACGUCUAGGGUUCCCCUAUUUUUAUGAAAAAGAAAUCAACAAUUUAUUGGACAAGAUUUUCAAAGAAUUUGCCAAAGAAAAUUUCAAACUGAAAUUUGAUUUAUGUGAUACUUCAUCACAGUUUCGCAUAUUCAGACAACAUGGCUACAACAUGCCUUGUGAUGUAUUCACCAAGUUCACCGAUGGAAAAGGAAAGUUCAAAGAAACACUACGUAGUGAUACAAAGGGCAUGUUGAGCUUGUAUGAAGCUUCCCAUUUAAGGGUAAAUGACGAAAAUAUCCUCGACGAAGCCCUUAUUUUCACCACUGAUUUCCUUAACACCAUUGCUGCAUCAUCGGAGCAAGCACGGUGCGCGCUGAAACAGUCGUUGCAUCGCGGUAUUCAAAGGGUACUCGUUCGUAAUUUCAUCUCAUUUUAUGAGAAAGAUACUGAAUCUCGAAAUGAGAAGCUCCUACAACUUGCAAAGAUUGAAUUCAACAGGUUGCAGUUGUUGCAUUGCCAAGAAAUGAGCCAAAUUCAAAAGUGGUGGAAAAGCUUUAAUUUCGUGAAAAGGCUUCCUCAUGUUAGGCAAAGAAGCGUGGAAUCGCAUUUCUGGACCGUAGCAACCUACUAUGAACCUCGUUACUCUUUUGCUAGACUAAUGUAUUCCAAGUUUUUCCUGGUUUUACUUGUUUUAGAUGAUACAUAUGAUGCUUAUGGAACGUUUGAGGAACUCCAACAACUCACCGACGCAUUUCAAGGGUGGGAUUUGAGUUCAGCAGAGAAGUUUCCUGAAGAAUAUAUGAAAAUUGCAUACAAAUUUGUCAUUAAUACUUUAGACGAGCUUGCCAAGGAAACGACCAGAAGAGGAAGACCGUAUGCGGGUCAUUAUGGAAAAGAACAAGUGCUAUAUUUGAUAAGAAACUAUCAAAUCGAAGCACUGUGGGUUAAAACAAAGUAUGUGCCAACAUAUGAGGAAUACAUGGUGAAUGGAAGAGCAACAGCUGCUGUACAAGUAUGUGUUACAGGGUCUUUGUUGGGAAUGGAUGAAGUUGCAGAACAUAAACAAUAUGCACAGUUAAUGAAACCCUCCAUGGCUCUCGAAGCUUGCGAGUACAUUGUCCGACUCAUGGACGACAUUGUUACUGCUGAGGCGGAGCUAACUAGAGGAUGUCGUCUGGCCACAAGUGUAGAGUGCUACAUGAAGGAUUAUAAUAAAAGCAGAGAAGAAGUGUUGCAAAUAUUCUGGAAAAAGAUAGAAGACUCGUGGAAGGAUUUAGCCCAAGAGGGGUUGAUGACCAACUCAAGCCCUAAUGACUAUGAUCACUUCUCCAAACCUGUUUAUGAUCGGAUCCUUGGCUAUGGACGUGUUCUAGAUGCCGUAUAUAAGGUUGCGGAUGGCUAUACAUUACCUGAAGCCACAAUUAAGAAAGAUGUUAUCAUAACCUAUUCUCAACCCUUUGUCAUUUGAAUUGUUGUAUCCUAAUUGUUAUAUCAUAAGAACAUUGCCGGAAUAAUUGAUACAUAUUUGGUUAAGUACAUUUUGUAUGUACGGUGUUUGGGAUUGGGUUUGGGUUUGGGUUAUGUAAUCUGUAAGCAAGGCUAAGGUACCCGGACGUUAGUCAUGUUAUUGUGUGAGAGUGCAAGGGUGUAACGUAUAUUGUGUGUGCAAGACUGCAAGUUUUGCACACACAAUAUACCUGGUCGAAGGGAUUCCUUCUUAUCCCUUUGGUUCUGUUUUAAUAAAGUUG
This is a messenger RNA of Spinacia oleracea (spinach), 2039 nucleotides long. Its product is annotated as valerianol synthase TPS8-like. NCBI's taxonomy places the organism in Eukaryota, Viridiplantae, Streptophyta, Magnoliopsida, Caryophyllales, Amaranthaceae. The transcript has 7 exons. Bases 74 to 1759 code for a protein of 561 amino acids. Gene Ontology annotation, molecular function: terpene synthase activity; magnesium ion binding. The record is from RefSeq and is a predicted model, not a curated record. Gene Ontology annotation, biological process: diterpenoid biosynthetic process.